Messenger RNA from Talaromyces proteolyticus, 1974 nucleotides. RefSeq names its product ankyrin repeat-containing domain protein. Gene Ontology annotation, molecular function: protein binding. The transcript has 2 exons. Gene Ontology annotation, biological process: protein localization to ciliary inversin compartment. NCBI's taxonomy places the organism in Eukaryota, Fungi, Ascomycota, Eurotiomycetes, Eurotiales, Trichocomaceae. Bases 1 to 1974 code for a protein of 657 amino acids. The record is from RefSeq and is a predicted model, not a curated record. Gene Ontology annotation, cellular component: ciliary inversin compartment.
AUGGAGGAUGUGCAGAUAUACGAUAGACCUCACCAUCUAAUGCGGGCUGCAUUGAAGCAGAAUAGCCCGGUUUUCGAGAGAAUUCUGUCCAAAACCAAGGUCAAAAGUCUCAACAUUUUGAACAUGAAUCCCGAUCCUAAGGAAAAUGGAGAGCAUAUAAAUUUGGUGACGGCACUCAUUAUUGGUAUUUUGUCCUGCGAUGCAUACUAUGUUCGACGGAUACUAGAACAUGGAGGCAAUCCCAAUUUGCUAGGCAUAAAGAACUCCCGGGACAGUAUGCCGCCUAUUAAGUGGGCAGCGAUACGUGGAGAUACAUCGAUCUUACAAGCUCUUAUCGACUUCGGGGCAGAUGUAAACGAUUGCCGCCCGGAAGUUUCUACUGAUGAGGAUGCAUGGACUCCCUUGCACAUAGCCGUGAGCCAACGAAGAAUGGGUGCUGUGCGACUUCUUAUUAGAGCUGGUGCGAAUCCAAAGCACAUGAUGGGUGAUAACUUCAGCAUCCUUAUGCAAGCACGAAGUUGGGUGGGCGGUUUGCGAGUUCUACUUAAUGUUUGUAAGUUUGAUCAAGAUGUGCUCGAUGACGCUCUCAGGGAAGCCAUUGUAUCUCUGGAUGACUUUACCGCCCCUGCGAAGUGUUUGAUAGAAGCGGGAGCCAUACCAACAUACGAUCUAUUUUGCCGCGCUUGUGGCAAGGAACCUGGCGCUCCUCUUUUAGGAAUUAGACUACUAGUAAGGUGUGGCUUCCGGGCAAAUAUGACUGGUAGCGACGGCCUUACAGUGCUUCACGUUACUACUCGAGCUAGUGUCGCGUCUGUCCUGGUGAAGGAAAUGCCGGGAAUCGCCAAUGCCCUCGAUUCCAUCAAAAGAAAGACACCUUUAGAGUGGAUGUACACAAAUUCUUACCCUGAUUUCCGAGAACAAGGUAGGCUGGAUGAAGUGGACCGACAUGCUCAGUCCGAAUUAACUGCUACUCUCGUCAAGAAUGGGGCGGAACUUUUUAUUGCUAGAGACUCCUGGGACAGGAACAUUCUCUUUUUUGCUGUUGAAUACGGUCAUAUCAGUGCAGUCCGAGAAGUAUUGAACCAAAAGCCAGAGCUAUUGCACUCCAGAGAUAGCCUAGGAAACACUCCAUUACACAUGGCUGCCUCCUCUUAUAGUGAAGGUACGCUUGACUGUUUGGAGUUGCUUCUAGAAAGGAACAAUGACGUGAAUGCGCGAAACCACCUUGGGCAAGCAGCACUUCAUUGCAUUUCUUCACAGAUUCCUAGCUAUGGCAAUGCUCCAAGGGAGUAUUUGGAUAUUGGCCUUCCCGUCCAGAAAGCACGCGUGCUUCUCCACUAUAAUCAUAACAUCAUGCUGUGUGGCAGGCGAGACGAUAUGACCAAGCCAACAACAGCUAUGGUAGAAGCUAUCAGUCGUGGAAAGCCAAAAAAGAUGGACAAAAUUAUGGCUCUUAGGACAGAGAAAUACCUUGAAGAAGGCCUCUUUGCCUCAGUGAAGUAUGGUUUUUUUGAGAUCUUUGACCAACUGUUGAACUGUGGCACAAACCUAUCAAUCUGCACAAUUACAGAAACUGGUGAUACACUUUAUCAUGCCCUUGCUCUUGGGGUUUCCACUAUGGGAGCAACUGGCUACGCGGUUACGGUCGGAUACCGCUUGCUUGGCUAUAACAUGUCGCCUGACUGGGAUGAGAACUUUCAUGGUACCAACUACACGGACGACGGUCGCCCAAUUCGCAAUUAUCUACAUAUUGCGGAAAUGCUUAGCAGGGACGAAUGCCGAGAGGAGUUUGUGUUCAAGAAGAACAAUGCAGGACAUUCUGCUUUUGAUCUGUUGGGUUUGAUGACACCUGCCGUAGAUUGGGAAUACCUAUUCAAGAAUUGCCACUACCUACGAGAGAAAGAAGUGAAUCCUUGGAUGCCAGAUGAAGUAUUCAUUCCUACAGUGAAUUUGGACGAUUUGUUCUUUGAAUAG